Molecule: messenger RNA, 2184 nt
Organism: Acanthaster planci (crown-of-thorns starfish)
Lineage: Eukaryota; Metazoa; Echinodermata; Asteroidea; Valvatida; Acanthasteridae
Product: protein LMBR1L-like
Biological process (GO): signal transduction
Cellular component (GO): plasma membrane
Molecular function (GO): transmembrane signaling receptor activity
Source: RefSeq, a predicted model, not a curated record
GCCAUGCGCCAGUCGAUCGCGGUUGCAAAAUGUUGGUCGUUGCUUGCCACUGUUAGUGUCAGUGCAAAGUUUUCGCAUGUUAGGGGUGGUGUAAAUGCAAAUUUAUGCUUUUUCAACAGGCCAUGGACGUGUCAAGUUGUUGCAAAGUCGGUAGAUCAUGAUGGAACAUCACUGGGACAGCACAGAACAGAUUUUCCACGAUGCAAUUAGGGAGUAUUUGAUUGACUUGCUGUUCUUCACUGUUCUCUACAUCUCUUCCUAUCUGGUUAUCUGUCGGUAUAAGAGACAAGCAGAUAAGGAAGACUAUUUCUCAGCAGAUGCAUCUGAUGCCAUCGUGUACCGGGUUGCUUUGUGGAGUUGUACCUUUACUCUAGCCAUCUCAGUUGGUGCUGGACUGCUGCUCCCAUUCUCAAUCCUCAGUAAUGAAGUCCUUGUCUUCUAUCCCAACAACUUCUACAUGAGAUGGCUGAAUGGCUCACUGAUUCAUGGGCUUUGGAAUCUGAUAUUCCUGUUUUCCAAUCUCUCCUUGUUUGUGCUGAUGCCCUUUGCCUACUUCCUGACUGAGUCUGAAGGUUUUGCAGGCUCUAAAAAGGGCAUUAAGGCUCGUGUGUAUGAGACCUUUGUCGUUCUGAUCAUUCUUGGCCUGCUAGUCUUUGGCAUGGUGUGGGUAGCAUCAGCUAUCAUGGACAGUGAUUCUUCCAGUCGAGAAACACUCUCAAGAGUGUGGUCCUAUCUUCCAUAUCUGUACACAUGCAUCUCUCUGCUGGGUGUUCUCAUGUUACUGAUAUCUACACCACUGGGCUUCACCAGGAUGUUUUCAGUGAUUGGUCAGCUUGUCGUCAAACCACAGUUUAUGGAGAAUCUAGAGGAGGAAUAUCAUCUAGCCAAGUUUGAGGAGGAUGAUUUGUUGAGAAAGAUGCAAGGCUCAGAGUCCAGUGCUGUGUACUCCAUUGAACAUACAAAUGGACAGACUGAAUUGAGGCAGCGACUGGCCGAAGUGCAGCGAGACCGCAAGGUACUAGACAGGAGGCGGAAGGCAUCUUCAUGGCAACGUAACCUUGGUUACCCCUUGCUCUGGAUUCUUCUCUUUGCCUUGACAGUCUUGUCGCUCUGUGUUGUAGGCUGGAACAUAUUCCGUCUGCUGUUUGGAAUUGGCUUUUUCUCUGUUAGCAUCAAGGAAGCUGGUCUGGGGAAAGUGUCUCUGUCAAUGCUGGGGUCGUUUGGAGCUCUCAUCGAGGUCACACUGAUCUGCUAUCUGAUGCUAGCAUCCGUUGUAGGCUUCUACACUGUUCCAUUCUUCCGAUCACUAGUCCCUCGGGUAAAGGACACCCCUAUGACCAAAGUCAUCGCUAACUGUCUAGUCAUAUUGAUUCUGAGCUCAGCGCUACCACUGCUGUCUAGAACACUGGGUGUCACAAGCUAUGAUCUGAUUGGUGAGUUUGGCCGUUCUGAUUGGCUUCAGAACUUCUAUCUUGUGAUUGGCUACAAUCUACUGUUCAGCAUUCUGACGUCAUCCUGCCUGCUGAACAAGUUCACAUCCACUGUCCGUGUUUACAUCCAGCAUAGUGUGGCACAGUAUGUCCACAAUGUACGAGAAGCCAACCACUUCAGGACCUCGUCGUUUUGGUCACAGAAAUCACAGAAUGGAAACACAGCACAUGUUAAAGGGACCAAUGGGGUCACAGCGGUGGAUACUGGUGCUAUGAACGGUGGGCUAAGUACUAAAAGUGAAUAAGGUAUGGUUUGAUGUGGUAUUGUAGUCAUGGUAUCUGUUCACUCCUUUGGCUUGUUAAAGUACUAGUGUUAUUAUUAUUCACAAUGAACCAACUUAACCUCCUCAAGUCAACGCAGCAUGCAAUAUUUGUACUUUUAUGCCACAUUUUCCAAUCUGCACAUGUUUAUUAAGAGUUGGGUAAUACAGUCUUGCUUGCCAUUGAGAACUGUAUGCAGUGCUCUUUAUAUCAAUUGAAAUUAGGCGUCCUGUUCCUGGUAUCUACAAGAACCUGUAUCUACAGCUAAAGGCCACAGUAUAACAGAAGUACCAGCUGUGUAUCAUGCAAUGUGCUUCUGAACCUUCAUAUCAAGAGAGGAUAAGCCUUAAAUGCGGAUUACACUGAAAAGCAAUAAUGAUAUUUCCAGCACAUGCUGCAUGCUUGAUUGGGUAGAAAGGUUGAAGUAAGGUAG